CGUCCUAAGCGAGUCAGACAAUGAUCCAGAGAGCGAAGAAGACGAAACAAAUCCUUACCCGCUCGAGGGCAGGUACAUCGACGAGGGAGACAAGCAAAGACUCAUGCAGAUGUCCGAAAUUGAACGCGAAGGAGUGCUUGCACAGCGACUGGAAGAGAUGCAGCGUGUACAAGACAAACGAAAUCUCGACCAAAUGCUGAAGGCACAGAAGGACCGAGCUGGCGAUUUUGACACCGUCUCCAAGGCUGCAAAACGACAACAUGCUGUGCGGGGCGCCACAAAAGAAAAAUCUCGCAAACUCGAUGAGCUCAAAGCCAGGAGGAAGGCAAAGGACGAAAGAAAACGCACAAGGACCAACUCUCCGAAGCGAGACCAAUCGUCUUCACCGAUGGACAUGGACUCCUCCUCUGGCGAAGAGGAGGAUGGUCAGAUCACUAAAUUUGAAGAAGAGGAGGAAAAGGAGAGAAAACUCUAUAACAAAACGAAUCCGGACGACGAGCCGAUUACAGUGGAAACACUGAAUACAUGCCGACUCAGUCGCGAUAUGCUCGCCAAAUAUUGCAUGGCGCCUUGGUUUGAAGAUUAUGUGAAAGGUGCUUGGGUGCGUUAUCUCAUCGGCCAAGAGGGUAGUCAGCCUGUGUAUCGACUAUGUGAAAUACAAAGUACGUGGUAUGGCCAUAUGUAUACCGUCCAUGUAAUAAGCAUUGUGAAAGACCUUAGCGCCAACUUGGUCAAACCGUACAAAAUCAAUGAUAAAACGGUCAACCAGUCAUUUGACCUUAAGCAUGGAAAGUCUGUUAAGUCGUUCACAAUGGAAAAAGUAUCGAACGCACCCUUUGAUAUGAAAGAAUUCGAACGACUUACAAAAACUUGUGCGGCUGAGGAAACAAAAUUGCCGUCUAGACGUCAUCUGGAAAAGAAGAGUGCUCAGCUUGCUCGUCUAAUAACGCAACCGGUCACCGAGAGUGAUAUAAAUGCGAUGCUGGCACGCAAGAGCCAAUUGCAAGCUAACAAGCACUCCGCUGGAUGGAUCACCAUGGAACGGUCAAGAUUAACUCAAGCAAGGACUCUAGCACUCCGUCGACAAGAUUAUUCUGAAGUAGCUGACAUUGAUGCUAAACUUGCGGAACUACCAUUGCCAGUGAACGUCCGGGAGGAAGAAGGAACUCUCAACGAUCGACUUGCAAAAGUAAAUGAGCGGAAUCGUAAGGCUAACCUUGAAGCCAUCAGGAAGGCAGAACUCCAAGAAGCAGAACGAAAGCGAAGGGAGCGGAAACUAGCUGCUGCUGGAGCAUCUGGUACAGCCACUCCGACUGACCCUAGUGCACGUCUCAAAACUAUCGCGAAAACUUUCAAUACCGCUUCGAGACCAGGCACACCGAACGUUUCGGGAACACCACUGUUACAGCCGGAGCAUAUUGGCGCGAGAUCCAUUUCCCCACUUCCGCCAUCAGCAUUGUCGGGUACUCAUUCUUCUCCUACCAAGACUCUUGAGACUUCGGUAAUCGAAUCCAUAGAAGUGGACCUCGGAGAUUUCUGAAUUAUUAUUCCUCUUCUUUCUUGCUGUGUAAUUUAUUGUCGCAUCCUCCCAAAGCGUGGUUACUGGAAACUGUUGUUAGUGGAUGUAUACAGUAUAUAUUAGGUGAACAGAAAUCCAAUCACUGAACCCAUACUUCUAUUCUAUGU
Molecule: messenger RNA, 1686 nt
Organism: Serpula lacrymans var. lacrymans S7.9
Lineage: Eukaryota; Fungi; Basidiomycota; Agaricomycetes; Boletales; Serpulaceae
Exons: 8
Coding region: 104-1540 (478 amino acids)
Cellular component (GO): Cdc73/Paf1 complex
Molecular function (GO): DNA binding; RNA polymerase II C-terminal domain phosphoserine binding
Source: RefSeq, a predicted model, not a curated record